Messenger RNA from Oncorhynchus nerka (sockeye salmon), 2935 nucleotides. Its product is annotated as TSC22 domain family protein 1-like. The transcript has a single exon. Gene Ontology annotation, cellular component: nucleus; cytosol. The record is from RefSeq and is a predicted model, not a curated record. Lineage: Eukaryota; Metazoa; Chordata; Actinopteri; Salmoniformes; Salmonidae. Bases 729 to 2705 code for a protein of 658 amino acids. Gene Ontology annotation, biological process: positive regulation of cell population proliferation; negative regulation of apoptotic process.
GUAGCUAUGUCCCUCUUCCCGUCGUCAGAGAGAGACUAGCUGGGGCCAAGCGAGAGGACGAUGAGGAAAAACGACACUAACUAGAAACCGUCGAGAUGGAUUCAAACAAGUUUCUGUGUGCUAAGAGGAUGUUUAUCCAGUGAUGGGUGUCUGACUGAAUUGUCCAACAACAAACCAGAGUCUCGGAGAGAAGACUCAUCGUCUGGUGAUGCCAUCGAUGGAGGUGAUCUCUUACCACACAGCUUUUGACGCUGAAUUUGGCACUAACGUUAUAAUAUUCACUUCAAAUAAUUUAAUCCAGUGAGAUAUUCAUAUUAUAUUUAAGAUAUGAUUUGGGUGUUGUUUAACAAACGUUUCUAUAAGCGUCUCUUUGUAGUUUACAUUUCAGCUAGCUAUAAAACAUAGGUAAGUUAGCUUGGUUGUUGUUCUGGACAUGUCUGAGCUAAUAUUUAGUAAUUCACUUCAUUAUCGACAGUUUAUCAGACGUGAAGUGCUCGACUACUGAAAACAGAAAAUAACAUCGACGUCCUUGCUUUGUUGUGAUUUAUUGUGGGACUGUCACCUUGCUUACAUUAGCCAUCGUUGGCUAACUAUUAGGUAACUAUUAGCUAGCUAACCUCUGACUACAUUAACGUUAUUUAUGCCUGGCUAUAACAACCAUCUUUCAUUUAGUAGCUACACAGCUAGUCACUUCUUUGCCCUGUUACUGGCUUCGUGUUGUUCACAAGAUGCAUCAACAGGACUUUUCAGUAGAUUCCUCUGGGUCUAGGAAGAUGUCUUUCCACAAUAGAAGAGGCAGUAACACCACCGGUAGUGGCGGUGCAUCUGGGUCUGCUGCAGGUAGCAGUAAUGUAAUUCCCACUGAUGAUUAUCAGACAACUAGCCAGGCUGGGUCCUCCUCCCCUGAGCCGCACCACCACCCCCUGAGCCUUAACCUCCCCCAGUCCGGGUCUCAGGUGAAAAAAAAGAGUGGCUUCCAGAUAACUAGCGUGACCCCGGCCCAGGUCUCUGUUAGCACCAACAACAGCAUAGCGGACGACACAGAGAGUUAUGAUGACAUGGAUGAAUCCCACACAGAGGACCUGUCCUCCUCUGAAAUGCAGGAAGUGUCCGUACCUCGGGACACCGGCGUCCCUGAGAGGAGCUCCUCGGACGAGACCCUCAACAGCCCCCAUGGGGUGGAGACCCCAGGCGCAGUGUCCCCUAACGAACCCCUGAACCCUCACUCCCUACCCCAGGACCCUCACUCCCUACCCCAGGACCCUCACUCCCUACCCCAGGACCCUCCGUGCGAACCCCUGCAGCCUCAGGGCCCUCCGCAGCCUGGUAACAUGGUGAAUGGGACUGUGCAUAAUCUGCAAGAGAAUGUGGUGCCAGCAGCCUUUACUGUCUCAGUGGCAGAGGGGAGUUCCUCUGAAAUGGCUGGGCCCAACCAGACUCAGAUGGGGCAGGGUAUGGUGGAGAAUACCACUGCCCAGUUUUCUGUUACCAUCACUGCUGCGCCAGGCAUGGAUGUGUCAUCCAUAGUCAGUGAUAGUGGUGCCCCUCCCUCUGCGGGCCCAAUAAUCUUUGACAGUAGUGGAGGCCGGCAAGUGACAUCCAGUGGAGUAGGGGCUCUCCCUGGAGUCACAGGGCCCACCAAUAGCACUCAGAUUGGGAUGUCAGUAGCAGUGGCACAGCCUGUGACCUCCAGCACCCAGACACAACAGACUCAGACCCAAGCCACUCCGGGUUCUCGCUUCAGAGUGGUGAAGCUGGACUCUAACUCAGAGCCGUUCCGCAAGGGAAGAUGGAUGUGUACUGAGUACUAUGAGAAGGAGGUUCUCCCUGCCGCGCCCACUUCUGACCCAGCCCCUGCACCCAGCGCUGGCGGCCCAGAGAGCCAAGCAGGGAAUGGAAGUGUGGUGGCCGGUGUUGUCCAAUACGGAGGCAUAGAGAUGGGAGCAGUGGCACCCCAGACCGCGCAGCCAUACCAGCACCAGGACUACACCAGUCCUGAGACUGUCCAGAAUUCUCUGCAAGCCCACAUGGUCCCUCAGGACCCUAACCCUCUCCUGUUGCAGCAGACCAGCAUGGUCCCCCAUGGUACUCUACCAGCAGCCCCUCAGGUGAAUGCCCAGGGCGCUAGGAGUCAGGCCAUGCCCCAGCAGAUGCCCUAUGAUAUGGAGCAUGCCCAUACAGGGUACCCCACGCCCCAGUUCCCAGCGGGGCUAGUGUGCCAGACAGGCAGCCGGCCUCCAGACUUCAUCCAGCCUACGGCUCCUCUCCAGUCCCAGGUCCUCCUCCCACACCCUGGCUCUCUUGGGGUGUCCAUGCCUGGCCCGGCCGCUGUCCCUCAACCCCUUCAGAGUCAGCUCCAGAACCUCCCAGCUCAGCAGCUGCACCCUCACCCCCAGCACCCCUCCGCCCCUUUCGUGACCACACUCCGUGCCGACCUCCAGCCCCUCCUUACUCACAGGGUUCCCCUCAGCCACACCAGCCUGGCCCAAAGCGGGGCUCUGUACGGGGGAAGCAUCCCCACCCUAACGGCAUCCCAGCUGGAGGAUGCCCAGAGGCUGCUGUUCCAACACCAGUCCCUGCUGACGCUGCCCCGGCUGGGGGGCCGCUCCAUGGAGAGCAUGGGGAUGGCUGGAGAUGCCAGUGCCUUAGUGGCCGCUGCUGCAAGCCUGAGGACACAGUCUGCAGAUGGAGAGGAGGACAGGUAAGGAUGGAUGGCCUCUGUGUUGGAAUUAGAACUGUUGAAGAUAGCUGAGGCUAUAUAACAUCAGACUGCUUUAAAGGUCCAAUGUAGCUGUUUUUCAGUAUGACAUCAUAGACUGUUUUAAAGGUCCAAUGUAGCUGUUUUUCAGUAUGACAUCAUAGACUGCUUUAAAGGUCCAAUGUAGCUGUUUUUCAGUAUGACAUCAUAGACUGUUUUAAAGGUCCAAUGUAGCUG